UAAUGUUUACCAAUAAUUCACUGGUAAACAGGGAGUGUACGUUGAAAAUGCUACAACAGAGGAACCUGCGGGCUAAACAGAAGAAAGGACAGAAGAGUUCAAUUGAUGAUAUGUUAGGAGACCUGUUGGGAGAUGAUGAUUUCCCAGUGAAGGCCAAAGCUCCGGCCCGUGAAGCAGGCAGACUAGGACCUCCUCUACCAUCACGCAGUGGAAAACACUCACUAUUGGGCGACGACUUCUUCAGCAAACUGGCUGAGGAAGCUGAAAAUGAGGGCUCUGAUGUUUCUGAGGCUGAUCCCACAGCCUUACUGGAGAGCAUGAAGGACAUAGAUGAUAUGGACGCUGAUCUCUUUGGAUCAAAGAAAAAGCCCAGUUCAGCCCCAGCUCAGAGUAAAGGCUCCGGCAUUGGAGGACCUACGAAAAAUCCUCCUAAAUCAGGAAACAAGUUAAAAGGAGGAGGAAUCUCAGAUGAGCUACACAUUGAGGAGAAGAAGCCAAGUUCUGCUCCUGCAUCGACAGCACAUGGCUACAAGAGGUUCAGCUUCACUGAUGAUGAUAUUCUUGCCCCAACAACAGCCACAAAAGACUUUGAUGACCCUUUGGCUGACCUGUUAGAGGAUCUACCCAUAGAAGACAAAAAUGAGCCAAAAAUCAUCAAACAAGCUCCUCCAGAGAGAUCAGUGCUGCCCCCAGACUCCCCUAUCAUAAAGAAACAGCCUCACCAGCUCCAGUUCCAAAGAAGCGGGACGAGCUUACACCCCUUCCUAGAAGAAGAGCUGACGUUUGGUUCCUAUCAACCUACACUGGUCACUACACCUGAGGGACGCCACUCAUGCAGACAGUCGGUCAGAUUCUCCACUGAGGACAACAGUGCCUCUUCUCCUGAGAAGAAACCCAAACCCAUCACCCCCACCACGCUCACCCCUACCUUCCCCCGGCCUGCUGCAGACUGGCUGGGGCUCUCGCAGGUAGAUGAUGAGGAGGAGGAAAAGAAGGAAGAGCCCCCGCCUGUACCAGAACCCUUGAAGACCCCCUCCUCUUCGUCAGUGGGAAGCAAACCCUCCUCGUCUGGCAACCUCAUUCCACAGCCAUCGACAGAGACUCCAAACACCUCCUUUAAAUCCCCCAAACCAAGAAAAAGAGGACAAUCCAGGAAGACUUUCUGGGGUUUGGAGACGAGGUGGAUCUGGAGUCGUUUCUCAGCAAACGUGGUUCUUCACCAGCUUCCAGGAGGAAAGAUGCAUCCACCCCCAACAAGGAACCAGGCUGUGUCUGCUAGAGUAGGCUUCUAUCCUGACCAGACCCCUCUCCCCUGCCAACCUCUGCUACCAUUAGCUUCCCCCUGCCCCCGCAGUACCAUCCACCAGCCCUGCAGGAUCACAGGGAGCCAGGAUGGCCAAGUCAAGCAGAGCUGCCCCCUAACUACCCUGCCCAGCCAUGGCAGUCUGUCUGGCCCCAUGCCCCAUGCUAUAAUGCCUGGCAGAAUGCGGUUGCCACAGCAAAGCCAGAUGCAGAACACUGCACCUGCUGUCCAACCACAGAUGUCUCUGUCAGCCAACAGUUUGCAACAGCUCUUACUACAACAGCAGCAGUUGGCGUCCCAGCUGCUGGGGUUAGGGGGAGCUGUGGAUGAAGCUGGGCUGCAGAGACAGAAGAGAGCGACUGAGAAGCAGAAUGGACAUCUAGGUUUACAGGCCUGCAUCAUCAAACUGGAGGGACAGGUGAGAUCUCUACAGCAGGAGCUAGACCAGAACCAGAUGUUGCUGGAGAGUGUUCAGCAGAGACACAAGCAGGACACUGAGCUCAUGGAAAACACACACAGGGCUCGUGUGAAGCUGCUUGACGAUUCCGCGGCACAGCGAGAAGCACGGGCACGACAGGAAUGCGAGGACCUAGCAGAGCGCCUAGCCACGGUCACACAAAUAGCUGAACAGGAGUGUAUGAAGCUGCAGGCACAGCACCAGCGGAGACUGGCCCAAACCCAGCAGGACAGAGACCGAGAGGUGGAGAGACUCAGAGACCUACAAAGGAAGUAUAUUUUGGAGAUGAAGAAAGACCAUGAGGAUCAGGUCCAGAGGCUGAAGAGAUUGAAGGAUGAGGAGAUUGAUGCUGUGACCAGUGCCACAUCACAAACCAGGCUGGGGGACCUUUCGUCUCGGGUGGAGAGCACCCAUGAGAACACUGCCCAGGGGCUGGAGCAGGGGGCACGGCAGAGAGACGAACAGCUCCGGGUGAUGCAAGACCGUCUGGGCCAGCAGCAGAGGGCCAUGGCAGAAGAGAGAACAAGGCUCAAAGAAGUCAUCGCCAAGAUGGACACCCAGCUGGCUGAGCAGCAGAGGCAACUAGAGAAGAGUGCCUUGUUGGAGGAUCAGCAGCAGGUAAUGCAGCACUGUGCAGAGGAGAGAAGGAAGCUGGCGGCUGAGUGGACCCAGUUCCACACCCAGGAGAAGCAGAGGCAGGACCGAACAGAGCAGGAGGCCAGCCGGGCACUGGAGAGGGAUGCCCACAGAGGGCUCCAUCAUCAGCAUGGCACAGCAAUUGAGAUUUGCAGAGUUUUGAAACAGGCCGUCUUCAGUAGUCACCAGGAACAGGUGGACCUGAAGCAGCAUGAGGCAGCUGUAGCACGGGAGAGGGAGGCUCUGGAGAGACAGAGGGAGGAACUGGACAGGAGAGGCUGAGUGGUACAGGCCUGCAGCUGAAGACAUGUGCCCUGGAGGUAGAGGCAUUCAGCAAGGUCUGGACCACAACCUCAUCACUAUUAGCUAGCUAUUGGGUUGACAGUAAUGUAUAUAAAUCGUUGGUUGUUGUAUGCGAUAGGAGGUAGCACAAUGUUGUGACUGGGCGCCCUGCGUCGGUAUUUGCAGCUGGCAUCAGAAAAAUAUGGGGAGAAGGCCCUACAGGAGUCCAGACAGGUGGAGACUGAGGAGCAGCACCUCCAUCAGGUCAAUAAGUGUGUGUGUGUGGGGGGGGUUAUACCAGCCAAUCUCCCAACAGCCUCUGCUGGUACACAUCAGGAACGGCGCAAUAUGGUUGGAAUGGUUCCAUUCCAGCCAGCCCUCCUAUAUAGCACCUUUGAAUUGUGUACAAAUCAUAUCCAGACUAAUGGCAAUGUUAGUGUAUCAACUAACCAGCGUAGAGCAAUGGAGAGACUCAAGCACAGGCUCCCAAUCACUUCUUUCCCUCAAUCCAUGGCCCCUAUAUACACAGGUGGGCGGAGCCUUUUACAAAACAAAUUGUUGUUAAUUUGUCAAACUAACACAGAACAGCAUAUUUUACAAUAUUUUCAAUACUGUUGGCAGUACCUCAAAUGGCCUCCACCAAGGCUAUUUGCCAGCCCUCACCCCUGUUCUCUAGAGCUCCAGGCCAGGUUGGCCCUGCACAUGCACACAGCAGGGAAGGAUCGUGACUUUCUGCAGGACGAGCAGUUCUUCCUGGACACACUCAAGAAAGCACCUUAUAAUUCAGCCUUUCACACUGAUUAACUGUGGGGCUUAGAGCUGUGUGACUUUCUGGUUUUAAGUACACCAUUAAACUUGACAUUUUCUAA
Molecule: messenger RNA, 3547 nt
Organism: Oncorhynchus tshawytscha (Chinook salmon)
Lineage: Eukaryota; Metazoa; Chordata; Actinopteri; Salmoniformes; Salmonidae
Product: fas-binding factor 1
Exons: 26
Coding region: 3-2678 (891 amino acids)
Biological process (GO): establishment of epithelial cell polarity; cilium assembly
Cellular component (GO): ciliary basal body; centriole; ciliary transition fiber
Source: RefSeq, a predicted model, not a curated record